Messenger RNA from Danaus plexippus (monarch butterfly), 1465 nucleotides. RefSeq names its product nucleoside hydrolase. The record is from RefSeq and is a predicted model, not a curated record. The transcript has 8 exons. Gene Ontology annotation, molecular function: hydrolase activity, hydrolyzing N-glycosyl compounds. NCBI's taxonomy places the organism in Eukaryota, Metazoa, Arthropoda, Insecta, Lepidoptera, Nymphalidae. The coding region runs from base 63 to 1124 and encodes 353 amino acids.
ACAUAAUCGUUAUUUAAAUCAAGAUUCAAAAAUAUUUUUUACAACUAGUAUAAAAGCAGGAAAUGUUUAAUAAAUGGCAUUACUCCGUGGCGUCCGUCCUUUUAGUCAUGAUCUUUGUAACUUUGAUAGUAUUAUUUGCCGUGUCAAGCAGUGCUGGGCCAGCUCCUGACGGCCAAAAAGUGAAAAAAAAGUUAAUUAUCGACCAUGACGGCGGAGCAGAUGAUGCCAUGGCAAUAUUUAUCGCUGUGCUAUAUGAGAAAUACUUUGAUGGGCCAGAGGUAGUCGCACUCACAACAACCUUUGGCAAUGUUGGGGAAGAUCAAGUUUUCAACAACAGCCAAAGAAUCCUCAGUGUUGCUGAUAGAAGAGAUGUUCCAAUUUAUAGAGGAAGUAAAGUUUCAUUGAUACAGACUAUUCCCACCGAUGCUUUUUUUGGUUAUGAUGGACUUGGAGACAAUGAAAUAAUUGAACAUUUUUCGCCAAUUGAAGCCCAGAAGGACUGUGCUGCCAUCGCCCUUAUUGAACUGUCAAAGAAAUAUAAAGGUGAUCUAAUAAUAGUUUCUAUAGGUCCCCUCACAAAUAUAGCACUAGCUAUGAGACUGGAUCCUUUAUUCCUAUCUAGACUUUCACAUAUUUACAUUGGGGCCGGAAACGUCUAUGGUGACAAUUAUAAGAAUGCCGAGUUCAACGCAGCAAUGGAUGUCGAAGCUUAUUAUAUUGUAACACAGAGUGGAAUUCAAGAAAAGAUGACUGUUGUACCGUUUUCACAAAUUAUAGAUUAUUUACCAUUAACUCAGGAUUGGAGAGUAAAAGAACUGGGAUCAAUCACGACGAGAAUAAUGAAACAUCAAAAUGACUUCGAACGGACGUCUAUAAAUAGUAGUACGACAUGGUGUCUUUUAGAUCCAGCUGUUAUGGCAAUAGCAUUAGAGGAAACCUCAAUAGUAGAAGAGAUACGUUAUUCUAAUCACAGUGUGAUGAUUUGCAAUGCAGACAGAGGCCGAAACACUAACAUAUACUCAACAAAAGAAGAUGCAAAUGUAGCUUUAGUGUACAAAGUGAGGAAGGAGGCCUAUGAAGAUUUCCUUUAUUCCGUGUUUGCUUCUGAACUAAGAUCUACCUAGUGACAUAUAAAAAAGUUGUCACGAUCAAACAAAAUACAAAGACUUGCAUGUUAAUUUAUAAAAAUGUAAAUAUAAUUAUUAAAUAUAUAAUUUAAAACAUUUCAAAAUUCAUAAACUUUUCAUUUGACCGCAUAAUCUACUAUAUUAGAACUUAUUUUACUUAAAAAGGUAAUUAUUGACAAAUGGAUCUAACGAAUGCUAACUUUAUUAAACGCUGUUUUAGUCCAAGUAAUGGCAGAGAAAUGAAAUACAAAGGAAAGUGGUAAAAGAUUUACAAAUGCCAAUAUUUUUUGCUACGCCUAACAUUAGUUGGGUUAAUAAAUUUCUAUAUUAUCCAUAAA